AUGAUUAUUUAUUGCGGGACACAAAAACCUGGGCCCUACGAAACCUCCAAUAAGCUAUUCGAUAUUGUUAAGACUUUGACCGAACCACUAAAGCGUACAAAUAGAAAUGUUACCACAGCUAAUUGGUUUAGUAGUUAUCCUUUGGCUGAAUAUCUGUCAUCAGUUGCCUUAACUUUCCUUGGAACUUUGAGAAAGAAUAAGUCUGAAAUACCAGCUAUAUUUGUGACAGAAAAUAAAAACCUUGUCCCUGGCAGUUAUUUAUUUGGAUACAAUGACACUUCAACUUUGGUCUCAUAUGUUACAAAAAAAAAGAAAGUUGUUUUGGUUUUGUCGACAUUGCAUGACAAAAACGAAGCGGAUGACGAAACUGGAAAGCCAGUCCAAGUCAUGAAUUAUCAUGCCACAAAAGGUGGUGUAGACACUGUUGAUCUUAUGUGUUCAAGGAUUUCAAUUUCAAGAAGAACAAAAAGGUGGCCAAUAAUAAUUUUCUUCCGAUAUCUGGAUAUUUCUGGGAUAAACUCCAUGAGAAUUUAUCAGAUGACGAACUGCUUGGAAACCUUCGUAAGGCGGAAAUAUAUUUUUAAUUUGGCCAUAGAACUAAUGGAUGAAAACUUGAGGGAACGAGCAAAAAUUUGUUCGCUUCUAAAAAUUUGA
Molecule: messenger RNA, 654 nt
Organism: Acyrthosiphon pisum (pea aphid)
Lineage: Eukaryota; Metazoa; Arthropoda; Insecta; Hemiptera; Aphididae
Exons: 1
Coding region: 1-654 (217 amino acids)
Source: RefSeq, a predicted model, not a curated record